GUCACACUGGUCACUAAGUUACAGCUCUGCUGGUCCACAUAAUUGUAGUUGUCAUCUGGCAGAAAGUGAUGUGGCAGAAAUAUCAUCUUGUCUAAGACUGAGCCUGAGACAAUUCGCUAUGCAUUUCAAGGGUCAUUUUCUGCUGGAUCUCUGUCCCAGGUUUUAGCUGACCAGUGACUUUUUUUUUCCAUUUGGAAAGAUGCUUCGUCAAGGGCUCACUCUCACCCUUCUAAUCUGGUCUGCGGGCUUGUUCCAAGAGAGUCACUGUUUUUGUGACAAAGUACCCUGGGCCAAAGUUGGAUGGGAGAUUCUUCCAGAAGAUAUGGAGAAAUUGAAGCUUACGCUUCCUCCUUCAACUUACUGCUUGCCUUUCCCUUUGGAGAAAAUGUGCUGCACUUUUCCCACCAUCAAGCCGUUCUACAGUUGUAUGUUUGCCCUCUGUACUCUUCUGAAGAGUCUGUGUUUUAUCCUGGCUUCUCUAACUACAUAUUCGCUCUGGACCAAAUGGAAGCAGCAUUUGAAGUUCCUGAGAGAGUGGCUACACCCUUGGGAGCUUCAAAGGAGAGAAAAGAAAAAAAAGACAGAAAAACCUGCAGUUUCCCAAAUGCAUUCUGAAAGUGGAAAUAGCACUUACUCCAGUAAUCUGAAAAAGCUGCGAGUGGACCCUUCCACAGAGUUCUUAAAUAAAAAAUUACCGGGUGGAGCCCUCCAAAGGACGGAUCAGAUCCUCUCCAGGCUUGUGAAUGCUAUAUCGAUUCUAACAAGUUACCUGGACCAACCAAACGACCGUCACCACCACCAUCACCAUCACUACCACCACCACCACCAAAAAUCCAAAUUCGGCCAAGUCAAGGAAAAAAAGAAAGAUGCUGAAAACGAUUGGCCCUUUCCCACCAUUACCGUUUGUUCACACGCUCCCCCCUCUAUCUUGAACACUUCCCACAGAGAUGUAAACUACUAAAAGAAAGGAAUCUAUCUGGGAUAAGAAGCAUUCUUUCGUUCCACUCUUUCUGUCUUAAACAUUCUUUAUGGAGUUUUCCUUAUGCAGAAAUUUCGUUCAACUAAAAACGAAAGUGCUUGACUAACAUGGUGUUGGGCAGAAAGUUGUCUUAUAAUAAAAACUACUAAGCACUGAA
Ornithorhynchus anatinus (platypus) is the source of this 1136-nucleotide messenger RNA. RefSeq names its product testis expressed 50 (gene TEX50). The transcript has 3 exons. Lineage: Eukaryota; Metazoa; Chordata; Mammalia; Monotremata; Ornithorhynchidae. Bases 200 to 961 code for a protein of 253 amino acids. The record is from RefSeq and is a predicted model, not a curated record.